Camelina sativa (false flax) is the source of this 642-nucleotide messenger RNA. RefSeq names its product thionin. NCBI's taxonomy places the organism in Eukaryota, Viridiplantae, Streptophyta, Magnoliopsida, Brassicales, Brassicaceae. The record is from RefSeq and is a predicted model, not a curated record. Gene Ontology annotation, biological process: defense response.
UCACAUUUCAUCAACACAGGCUAAAUAUAUAUUGUGAUCAAACAAGUGAAAUCAAUCAAAAGAUGGAAGGCAAAACAGUUUUUCUAAGUGUGCUCAUAAUGAGUUUGGUCAUGGCACAAAUUCAAGUGGAGGCAAAGAGUUGCUGCCCAACUACGACAGCUAGAAAUAUCUAUAACACUUGCCGUUUUGCGGGAGGCUCCCGACCAACGUGUGCAUCUCUCAGUGGAUGCAAAAUCGUUAACGGCAAAUGUCCUAACGGAUAUACACAUGACACUCUCCAAAACUCAGGUGAUGCUGUCAAUGAAUACUGUAAGUUGGGAUGUACAUCUUCUGUGUGCGCUGCCAUGGAGACACUCCAAAGCUCUGAUGCGAGUGAAAUUGUGAAUGGAGCCGUAACACAAUGCGCAAAUGCAUGUUCGACUUUCUGCACCAAGGGCUCGUCAACUGUAGUUGAGACUGCCUAAGCAAGCAUAUCCAUGAAGUUACCACAUCCAAGUUUCAGAGUGUUAUUUUCCUGUUUUCAAUCAUUUGUGUGUAUUUGAAUAUAAGUUAUUUCCAGUUUGUUUAUGUGUCAUAGAAGUUUGUCAAUCCUAGAUUGUACAUGACUUCUAAUAAAUAAAAAGUUUGUCACUUUAAUAUUUA